Molecule: messenger RNA, 297 nt
Organism: Colletotrichum higginsianum IMI 349063
Lineage: Eukaryota; Fungi; Ascomycota; Sordariomycetes; Glomerellales; Glomerellaceae
Exons: 3
Coding region: 1-297 (98 amino acids)
Source: RefSeq, a predicted model, not a curated record
AUGUUCCUCGGACCCGGCGGCUCUCCCAAGAGUCCGAAAGCAAAGGCCUGUCCAAGACAAAUCCUCUCUCGGCCAAAAGGGCAUGUGCACAUGCUUACCUUUCUGGGCUGGGCAGCAGCAGCAGCAGCAGCAGCAGCAGCAUCACAACCACCACCAACACCACCCCCCCCUCCUCAAGAUACAUUCACCCCUCCCUCCUUCUUCCAAGGUGUUCAGCUGGCGAGAGAAACUUUUACAGAUCCUGGAGGAGCUGUGAGACGCCGUGGCAGCAGCGAAGCUGCUUGGCCUGUCCAGUAA